UUUUGGGGUCAUGUGUCAUUCCACUAAUCAAAGAAGAAAACAAGUAGUACUGUUGAUUAGCAGGUGGGAAAGCUGUAACAUGUUUGAUGAAGAUAAGAAAUCUGAAGAAGGAAAUCAUUUGCAUGGAAGCUGUUGGUCAAAAGAAUCCUGCCAGCUGGACAGAAGGAAUUCGUUAGCGGAAACUGAGAAAGUAGAACACACUCUAGUGGCAGGCAGUGAUAGUUUACACAGACAUAAUACAUCCCACUGUGAAAGUAUUUAUGAGUGUGAUGAUUCUUAUCAUGAUGGUCACCCGUAUCUGUUUAGUGAAAUACACGAUGACGGUAGUCAAUCAUAUGAAAUUGAAGAGCUGUGCAGAAGUGAUAAUUCUGUAAGCAGAGAGUCUCAUGUGAGAAGAAAACAAGAUGGAUGUAGUGAAUGUAAAGAGAACUAUGAGAACAGCCAACCAGCAGUACAUAACACUGAAGAAUUGAAUAAUUGUGAGACUGGCAAUUGUCUGUCAGAAUCAAAUCAUACUAUAGGAGACGAUUCCUGUGAAUGUAAUGAAUCUUGUGCAGAUAGUCAAAUUGAUGAUGACAAUCAGUCCUACAGGAGUACAUACACAACGGACCUUUCAGAGGGUGAAUCACUGUACUAUAACAGUGAGGCUGAAAAUGAUGAUGGUGAUGAUGAUGACGAUGAUGAUGAUGAUGAUGAUGAGGAGGAGGAAGCAGAUGACAGCACACGUCCUUUGUACAUUAUUGAAUGUAACUCUGAAGAGUUUCUAGAAACUCGUCCUUCUACAGGCUUUGCAACAAUAAUAAGGGCCUUCAGUGUUUGGGCAGAAAUGGAGCAAUUUGAGAAGCCACCGCCACCAGCAGCAAAAGAAGUGAUACAGAGUCUGGAAAAUUUGUCGAUUACAGAAAAAGGGUACCAGUGUCCAGUGUGCUUAGGAAUUUGUGAAAUCGGCGAGACUUUAAAAUUGCUUCCUUGUACUCAUGCAUUUCAUAAUGAGUGCAUUCUGCCAUGGUUAGAAAAGACAAAUACUUGCCCAUUGUGUCGACAUGAAAUGCCAACUGACAAUGAAGAUUAUGAGUUGUUCAAAAGAAUUGAAACAGGAAGGCAACUGAGAAACUAAAUGGGCACCAGUGGCAUAUUCACUUAUAAACUUGCUUCCAUAGCAGUGAGGACAUCAGCUACUAAACUUUUCACUGCAGAAAAUAAGUGAGCCUCCAAUUUGGUCUCUUUUAUUAUUUGUUUAUGUUCAAACAACUGUAUUUACUGUUUUCCACUAAUUGGAAUAAUAUUCAUUCCUAACAGAGGGAGAGAGGGGGAAUUGCUUAGAAGGGUGAAAGAAAGACUUCAAUUUUUUAUGGAUCAGUAGAAAUAUUGGACAUUGUAGGAUGUGCUAUUGUCAUGCUAAAUGUGUAAGCAAAUCUAUUUGAAAAAUGCAAAGAGUACCAGUUUUAAUCAAAAUUAUGAUUAAACUGGGAAAUUUGCUUUGUGUUUGACUGUACUUGAUUGCAAAUAAAUUGCUGAAAAAUAAGAUUAUAAACAUACCAACCCAAUAAAAAGGCACAAUAUUAAGCAGUUGUAGGAAAGACUUUUCCACUAAUUGAUCAAUAUUUAAAUGCAGUGUGCACCCUCUACAGCAGAUUGCAUACUUUUGUCUAUUACCAUUUUUAGGGUUCCGUCCAUCAGUUGGUAAAAAGUCUCCUUAUAGGUUCACUUUGUUGUCCGUCUGUUAAAAACCUAUUUUGUCAGGGAUGGGUAAAUAGCUGAAGUGAAAUUUUAUGUCCCAUACUAAAAUCUGUCAUCCCUUGGUGGUGUGAUCAAUGUAAGCUUCUAAGUCAAUGAAAUCGAAGGAUACGACCCUUUGUCACAUAUUUUGAUAUUCACAAACUCGCUCAUCAAAUCAUAUGGGUUACUUCGCAUUGACCUAGAAUCGUGAAACUGGCUGAGAAGCAAAGUUUCACAGUACAGCCCAAGGAAAAUCCAAAAAUUGUUAAUUUGUGAUUACAUCACACGGAGAAAACAUCUAAGGCUUUCUCGAAAGCCUUAGAAUUUCCAGGACCAAUAUCUUGCCAGCAUUGAUACUGAUAACAGGCAAAAAUCUUAGAGAUUCUAGAUUUCCGGGAUGAAUGAACCAUUUAUACAUGUAAUGAAAUUUGUAUGGAACCCUCGGUGCACGACUUCUAACCGCACGUAUCUGGAUUUUUAUUUAAUCUCACUUCUCUGAGUAUAAACAUGAGGAAUGGCAGGUAAAUAUUGUUAUAUUUUUUGUUGUUUUAGUUUUAGGAAUUUGUUGCUAACAAGGAACAGAGUCUCAAAUGUUGUGAAAGUAAUUUGGACUGACGAAUUACAAGUAUUUACUUUUGCCAGCCCAAAUGUGCAGUUACUUUUAUUUGUCUGUAUAUAUUGUGAUAAGCUUCAUAAACUAAUGGUCACAUGUAAAUACCUCAUAGCUAGUAGAGAUGAUGGGCAUAUUUAGUUGCAUUGGUGAUUCAAUCAAAAGCUUAAUCUCCCAUAAAAUACACACUGAAGUAAUUACUUUAAUUCUCAGUUUAAUUUAAUUUAUUAGCUAUUACUAACCAAAGAAAUAUUUUCAAAGUUUCACUUUGAGCAGCUUUUCAGGUGUUUUAGGCAAAGAUCUGUAUUAUUUAUGGGACUGAUAUUCUGAUGGAUUAUGUCUAACAACUGUUUAAAAAUUUACUUUCAAUGUAGGUUGUUAUAAUGUAAGUGUGGAAAAGUUAUUUCGUUGUUGUUAUGUGUUUGUUUUGUAUGUUAUAGUAUAAAAUGAAUGUCAACAUGUGUUAUUUAUAGACAUGUAGACUUCUUCAGAUAAGACUGUUGCACCAAUGUAUGGCUGUGUCAAAUAUGACAAAUCUUACAGCAAAAUGUAAGAAGACAGUAAGCAGAUCAUUUGAAAACUUGUAUCACAACUCGUUAAGAAUGAAGGUCUGGAACCCAAUCUUUGAAUUAAUACUUUGUUGGAGCAGCAAGAUUGGAUCAAUGAAGUUCUCACAACAACAUAUUUAUUAACAAAUAAUCUUUAAUAACUUUGCUUAGUAAUUAUUUAUUGAAAUAAGUCAUAUUUCUGUGUAAAGUAUAAGGAACACUGUUAUCCUCAUGUCUCAGUGCACGAAAAUCACAGGCUUGUCGUUCAGAACCAUUUUAUGCCAUUCAAACAAAUUUAAUUUAGGCUCUGCAUUAUCAGCACAUUGUUUGUAUCUUGUUGUAAUAAGACUUCCACUUUUUGAUAAAAUUGAAAUUGGGAUGUUUAAUGCUUAUUAGAACUGUAAAGCAAAAGAUUCUCUCAACUGUUUAAGUAGUCUAAGUGAAGUGCAAAGUGAUUAUUUCUCAUCUGUAUAUCAUAAGAUAGCUCUUAUUGUUGUAAAGGGCUUUUAGACAAGUUUAUGAUACUAUAUUGUGCAGGAUCAAUAAUGUUCAUGGAGUAAGAGACAGAUUUAAAUGUUCCUCAUUUUCAUAUUUAAUCAUUGUUGUGUUCUCUUUCAAACAUUAAUGCAUUGUUCUGUGUUAUUGUUAUCUGCAUCUGGGAUAAGAGGCAGAUACUCAGGAAUUUAUACUAGUCAGUGCUCAGAGUAGUCAUUGAAUCAUUUAACAGAAAUAAAAUACCAUUCAAACAGGUUUCUUUGAAAACCCUGUCAUCUUGUGGACAAUUGAUGCAGCUACCUGCUACUGUCUUCUACAUACAGACUGUAUUAACAUUCUUGUGAUCUGCAUUAUUAAUUUAGUAUUGAUGAUUAGUCUUUCAAAAGCAGUGACCAAAAAUAUUGUAUGUUGUUACUUGAUGUAAUUCAUGUUUCAUAAUAAAAUGUUUUUAUUGUUA
Molecule: messenger RNA, 3829 nt
Organism: Schistocerca serialis cubense
Lineage: Eukaryota; Metazoa; Arthropoda; Insecta; Orthoptera; Acrididae
Product: E3 ubiquitin-protein ligase Praja-1-like
Exons: 5
Coding region: 11-1117 (368 amino acids)
Biological process (GO): protein ubiquitination
Cellular component (GO): cytoplasm
Molecular function (GO): ubiquitin protein ligase activity
Source: RefSeq, a predicted model, not a curated record